AUGGCCCCCCUCAUCACCCACCUCUACACGGCCGACCCGUCGGCACACGUGUUCGAGGGCAAGGUCUACAUCUACCCGUCGCACGACCGCGAGACCGACAUCCAGUUCAACGACAAUGGCGACCAGUACGACAUGGCCGACUACCACGUCUUCAGCACCGACUCGCUGGACCCGGCGGCCCCCGUGACCGACCACGGCGUCGUGCUCAAGACAGAGGACAUCCCCUGGGUGUCCAAGCAGCUGUGGGCCCCCGACGCCGCUUUCAAGAACGGCAAAUACUACCUGUACUUCCCGGCCCGCGACAAGGAAGGCAUCUUCCGCAUCGGCGUGGCCGUGGGCGACCGGCCCGAAGGUCCCUUCACGCCCGACCCGGAGCCCAUCAAGGGCAGCUACAGCAUCGACCCGGCCACGUUUGUCGACGACGACGGCCAGGCCUACGUCUACUUCGGCGGGCUCUGGGGCGGGCAGCUGCAGUGCUACCAAAAGGGCCACGACGUGUUUGACGCGGAGUGGCAAGGGCCCAAGGAGCCGUCGGGCGCAGGCGUGCACGCGCUCGGCCCGCGCGUGGCCAAGCUGACGGACGACAUGCGGCAGUUCGCGGCCGAGGUGCAGGAGAUCAAGAUCCUGGCGCCGGAGACGGGCGAGCCGAUCCUGGCGGACGACCACGACCGGCGGUUCUUUGAGGCUGCUUGGCUGCACAAGUACAACGGGAAGUACUACUUUAGCUACUCGACGGGCGACACGCAUUACCUGGCGUACGGCGUGGGCGAUAGUCCGUAUGGGCCCUUCACGUACGGCGGGCGCAUCCUCGAGCCGGUGCUGGGCUGGACCACGCACCACUCUAUUGUUGAGUUCCAGGGCCGCUGGUGGCUGUUCCACCACGACUGUGAGCUCAGCAAGGGGGUUAACCACCUGCGGUCGGUCAAGGUCAAGGAGAUCUUUUAUGAUAAGGAAGGGAAGAUUGUCACCGAGAAGCCGGAGUAG
Molecule: messenger RNA, 984 nt
Organism: Dichotomopilus funicola
Lineage: Eukaryota; Fungi; Ascomycota; Sordariomycetes; Sordariales; Chaetomiaceae
Product: glycosyl hydrolase
Exons: 1
Coding region: 1-984 (327 amino acids)
Biological process (GO): carbohydrate metabolic process
Molecular function (GO): hydrolase activity, hydrolyzing O-glycosyl compounds
Source: RefSeq, a predicted model, not a curated record